GUAGAGCGCAUUGUUGGUGGAAUCAACCUCAAGCUGCAACUUUUAGCUAGCUUUUGAUAAUUUGAACAUUAAACAUCCAUUUUAAGGCAUUUUUCCUGCUGCAGCAAAAUAACCGACGCCGAAUUUUCGUGCCAACAUGUCUGGAGGAGCUUUCCGUAGAUCAUCGGGGAAUAACGACUGUCGGAUAUACGUGGGGAAUCUCCCACCUGACGUCCGCUCACAGGAUAUUGAGGAUUUGUUCCACAAGUAUGGAGUAAUUCGUGAUAUUGAUCUGAAGAACCGGAGAGCGGGACCACCGUUUGCCUUCGUGCAGUUCGAGGACCCGAGGGACUCUGAGGAUGCCGUUUAUGGACGUGAUGGUUAUGACUACGAUGGCUACCGCCUUCGUGUUGAGUUUCCAAGAGGUGGAAGAGGAGGCGGAGCUGGUGGUGGAGCAAUGGGACCACCGAGGGGAAGGCAAGGUCCCCCCUCCAGACGCUCUGAGUACAGGCUUAUCGUGUCAGGCCUUCCCCCCAGUGGAAGCUGGCAGGACCUGAAGGAUCACAUGCGAGAGGCAGGUGAUGUAUGUUAUGCCGAUGUGUACCGUGAUGGCACCGGGGUAGUGGAGUUUGACCGCAAAGAGGACAUGAAAUACGCUGUUCGUAAAUUGGAUAACACCAAGUUUCGCUCCCAUGAGGGAGAAACGGCCUACAUUCGCGUGAAGAUGGACGGUCCCAGCUACGGUCGCUCCAGCUCUCGUAGCCGCAGCCGAAGCAGAAGCAAGAGCGCAUCAAGAAGCUACUCCCCCCGACGCGGCAGAGGGUCUCCACGUUACUCCCCCCGGCGUUCCCGCUCCCGCUCUCGUUCCCGCACCUAAAUUCAACUCAACCAAAGCAAAAACGUGCCUCAGAGCUGCAGAGGAAAUCGUCACAUCACAUAACAAAUCCUGUGUACUUGUUACGGGUCAUCUUGUGUUCCCUCUAUUCUCUGGCUUCUGUUGGGUUCCCUGUUCCCUCUGCUUUAGUUACGUUUUUUUUUUUCUUUGGUUUAUGCAGAAGAUCGUUUUUUGUGUGCAUGGCUCUGGCUCUGUUUCACUCUUAUUCUUUUCCUCUCCCCCUCUUAUCAACAUUUCCUCCUGCUAAUUGUCUUUCCUCCACACUUUUCCCUUCUUGCUUGUCCUUGUAUGUUUCGUGUUUCAUUUGUAAAAUAUUUUUACUUCUCUUAUACAUACACUUCUGUCCUCUGACCUUCUUGUGUGUCUCUCUGUAGAGUUCAGAGGAUCAGGAUAGGAUACGAACAGAGGAAACAGUACAUAUUAGGAUAAACAGAAGGAGGAGGAGGAGUCAAAUAUGGCACCAAUGGUAUGAUUGCUGUGCCCUGUCUAACUGUGAAAUCUACAUUAUAAGGCUCUCAAGUUUCUUUUCAUAAACUUGACAACUAAGUGUUGUUGUUUGAUGUUUUCAGAUGUUUCAAGUUUGUAUUUCGAGACCCAAAGUUUGUGGUGUUUUUUUUUUCUUUCGUUAAUCUUUUAGUACCUAAAGUCAAAGUUAUUAUUUUUUUAUUUUUUGGAGGGGAUUGUUUAUAAGAUAGUGUCUCUUUUUAUACUCAAAGUCCCACAUAGAUACAUUUAUUGAUAUUUUAUUUACAUAAUAUUCUCUGAAGGUGUGAUUCUAACUUGCCUCCUUCUCUUUGGUUCUGCUGGUAUUCUGAAGGUUUGGACUGGGCUCUUUGCCUCCCCAUACCGGAGCUGGAUCAGGAUUCAGGAUCAGAUCAGGAUUAGUUUUAGGCUUCAGGAUGGAUUCAUGGAGCAGUAGCACGGCAACAUUUUACUGGGAGAGGAUCCCGACCCCAGGCUCUGUCCACAUAACGCCCCCUCAAACCAGAAAUGUUAUUGUGAAAUUUAAAUUCACACUAAAUUGGCAAAUUAAAAAAAAAAUUAACCGAAUUUUUUUUUCUUUAUUUUGUGAUAUACCAGUGACAGAAUAUUUGAUGGCAUAGCGACAAGCAAUUACUUUUAGGGAUUUUAUUCUUACUUUUUUCCCAUUAUUAUAAAGCGGCAAAGCUUGGCUCAAAACCAAGAGGAGGGCUGGGAUGUGCAGAAUGGAUCUACACGCUUAAGGAGAGUGGAAAAUAGUGGGAAGGAGGGAGGGCAUGGGAGGACCAGGAGACAACAAAGGAAUGUGACUUAAAUUUGGUUUGUAUUUUUUUUUUUUCUUCUUAAGUCUUCUGAGGAUGAUUUCUUAUUUUCUUUAGUAUAAUUUCCAGCAUCUAAAAGCUUUAUUCUCUUUUAAUAAAAACUUUCAAUAACAGAA
This is a messenger RNA of Cheilinus undulatus (humphead wrasse), 2291 nucleotides long. RefSeq names its product serine and arginine rich splicing factor 1b (gene srsf1b). Gene Ontology annotation, molecular function: mRNA binding. NCBI's taxonomy places the organism in Eukaryota, Metazoa, Chordata, Actinopteri, Labriformes, Labridae. The record is from RefSeq and is a predicted model, not a curated record. Gene Ontology annotation, cellular component: cytoplasm; ribonucleoprotein complex; nucleus. Bases 137 to 856 code for a protein of 239 amino acids. The transcript is spliced from 5 exons.